Molecule: messenger RNA, 1086 nt
Organism: Histoplasma capsulatum G186AR
Lineage: Eukaryota; Fungi; Ascomycota; Eurotiomycetes; Onygenales; Ajellomycetaceae
Exons: 2
Coding region: 1-1086 (361 amino acids)
Source: RefSeq, a predicted model, not a curated record
AUGUCUUCUUCAGUGCUGCAUCAUUGUACGUAUUGCGGACAUGAUUCCGAGAUUUCAAACUCCCUGGCUGCCUUCGCUGAGAACCCUUACUGCCGUCAGUGCGGCCUAUCCGCUGCGGAGGGCGAUUCCAAAAUGCAAGACGACCUAGCCAUCCUCUUCGCUCGUCAGAUGAGCGUGGCAGGCAUCCCCAGUCCAAAUCAAAAGCUCGCGAGCCCUCCGCAGUCAAUGGUACCUGCAGUUAUGUCCCCGACCCCUGAUAUGUCCCCCUCUCCUCCUCCCACUCCUUCCCCCUCCAUCUCCCGCCCAAUAGCCUACAACAUAUCUCAGCAUUACCAUCACUCCGCACACCAGCUCCCUGGCUCAGGAGGCUGGUCAAAGACGCUUUCUGCAACCCUGCACGACAUGCAGCAAGCCGGAAUCUCAGCGGAAGAAAUACUGUUCCAAAACAACGUGGACCCGACUGCCCUCUUCCCGUCGCAGCUGACCCUCUUCGCGCAUGCAGAUGUCGAGCAGAAGACGCGUCUAAUUGAGCUAUGGCAGAUUUCGCGACCGAGUGUCCGGAAAGCGAAUCCAUUUGACAGCUGCAGCGGUAGCGGCGGCAGCGUCAUCCCUACUUCAUCGUCUUCCUUGCCGAGUCGCAUGCAAUCUGCCAGGGACACCAUGAUCGACGUGGACUGUAUGGAUCAGGAUGCGCGGAGCACAACUGGGCUGGAUGACAGUCAACACGCAGAACCAUAUGUCAUGUCCGGCUAUGAGGCGCUCGCGCAGCGCGAAUAUGACACAUCAGCGGCCAGGAGUGCGUGCGGACAUGGGUUUGCAGAGGCGUCACAGUCCUCUGUAGCUGCUGCUGCCACGACGUCAACUUCCUCGUCGUACAAACCGGCCGUUGACCCCGUGUACAAGGGCAAUGGUUUGUGGGAUGCGCAUGGCCAGCAACAGGGACAUGGGCAAGGUGGGUCGGAGGCAGUACUGCUACUUCAACCGAUGGAAAAUCAGUACGGCGCGUUCGAGCAGCGGAAUAAUUCCAUGUAUCUGGGUUGUGGAAUUGCACGGGCGCAUUGGCUGGAUGAUCGGGAGAUGUUGUAG